Molecule: messenger RNA, 1027 nt
Organism: Paramecium pentaurelia
Lineage: Eukaryota; Ciliophora; Oligohymenophorea; Peniculida; Parameciidae
Source: the annotation of a GenBank genome assembly
AUGCAAUCAGUAUCUUUGUCAGAACAGCAAGCAGAACAAAUGAAAGCUUUGACUCAGCAGUGCAUUCAAAACUUCCAUCAAUUUAUGGAUGUAAGAAUUUCUUUUUUUACCAUAUUAGGAAUCAUACGAUAGAGUCAAUGGAGCCAUUGACUCCAUUUAUGAGUAAAUGUGUUUUAAGCCAGCCCCUGAAUAGAACCCAAGUACCAAAAUUGUCAAAUUACCUGAUGCUCCUCAAGUAAAGAUAGAAAUGAUAAUCAAUAUCACUCCUGAUGAGACCAAAUCAUUUAGGUAAAAAAGAAGUUUUUAAUUAAUAUAAAUAGACGUGUGUAAUAGAAGGUAGAAGUAGUACAAGAAGAGCAGGAGGUAUUUGAGAGAUAGGAGGAUCUCUUAUAAAUUUUAUCUAAUGCUAAUUAAAUUAUUAUUGAUGAUGACUCAUCAUCAAUAUUCAAGAAACUCUUAGAUAUGCUCAUAAAGGAGUAAAUUAAAGACUGUGUGGCAUAUCUCUAAUCACUUAUGAAUUAAGAUAAAAAGGAGAAGGAAUAAAUUAGGAAGAUAAUAAAUAUUCUAAAGAAUAUAAAAUAUCAUAAAUUCAAUUAGGAAGACUAUUCCUCAGAACAAUUUGAAGAAAAUAAAAAGAAUCUGAUAAAAAAGAUAGAAGGUGAUAAGAACAUGAUGGAGUUACUAAAAUUUUUAGUCCAAAUUACAAGUAUAGAUGAUCAAUUCAUUUAAUGUGGAUCCAAUUCACUUCAUAUGCUGGUAAUGAUGAAGGUAGAUCUCAGAAACCAAUGCUUUGAAAAUAUAAGGAUGAAGAAUACUUCUUUGAUUGGAGGAAACUUUGUAAGAUGUAAUAUGAAUGGAUCACAAUUUGAGAAUGUGGAUAUCAGUGGAGUCAAUUUUAAUGGCGCUUAGAUGUUUAAUUGUUAAUGGAAGAACAUUAAAGUUCAUGAAUUGAAUAAAUUAGAUGGCCAUAGUCGGAGUAUAAGAUCAGCAUGUUUCUCUCCUGAUGGAAAUAUAUUAGCUUCUGGUA